Molecule: messenger RNA, 4353 nt
Organism: Lutzomyia longipalpis
Lineage: Eukaryota; Metazoa; Arthropoda; Insecta; Diptera; Psychodidae
Gene: Clk
Product: circadian locomoter output cycles protein kaput
Exons: 10
Coding region: 592-2682 (696 amino acids)
Biological process (GO): circadian regulation of gene expression; regulation of transcription by RNA polymerase II
Cellular component (GO): nucleus; CLOCK-BMAL transcription complex; cytoplasm
Molecular function (GO): RNA polymerase II cis-regulatory region sequence-specific DNA binding; DNA-binding transcription factor activity, RNA polymerase II-specific; protein dimerization activity
Source: RefSeq, a predicted model, not a curated record
AGUUUCUCCCGCAUAUUGCAAAUAAUCGCAACACUUCUUAUCGAUUGUCGCGAGACGUUCCUUUUUUUCCUCAUCUUUUCUGCAAGAUUUUCCGACUUUUUCACGUAUUUUCCGCAAGUUUUUGGCUAUUUUAGCCCGUCUUGUGCACCUGGAGGUAUUUUGUGUGCCAAAAUUGCGGGGAAAGUGUGAUGAAAAGCGAUGAAAAGUGAGUUGGAAAGAGGAAGUGCAUCGGAUUUUAUCAACGCAGUGACGUCGUAAAUUGCAAAAGUGCUUGAGAAUUAGUGUGCUGCAGCAAAGAAGUGUGAGAGAAGGUUUAGAGUGGAAUUGCAACAUAGUCGUGACCCAGCAGUGUCAAGGCGAAAGCUCAAAAUAUCAUCCAGUUCAUAAAAGAAAAAAAAGGAAAAUUUCACAAAAAGGUUGAUUUAUUUUCACUGGACCCCCUACAAUGUUGAGGGUAUUUUUCUUCUUUCACUGUGAUCCCUUCGUGUGGAGCUGCAGCUGCAACUGAGAGCCCCAGAAAAUUUCCCUUUUUUUACACCAAAGCGUAGAGAAAACUCUUCAACCAUUCCUUCGAGGGACUUUGAGGACAUCAUGGACGAUGACACGGAGGACAAAGAUGAUUCCAAGAGAAAAUCUCGAAAUUUGAGCGAAAAAAAGCGCAGAGAUCAAUUUAAUUUACUUGUGAACGAAUUGAGCUCCAUGGUGUCGUCCAAUAAUAGGAAAAUGGACAAAUCAACAGUGCUAAAGUCAACAAUUGCAUUCCUGAAGAAUCACAACGAGAUUGCACUGAGAUCACGAAGCCACGAAAUUCAGGAAGAUUGGAAACCAUCAUUCCUAUCAAAUGAAGAAUUCACCCACCUCAUCCUGGAGGCUCUCGAUGGCUUCAUCAUGGUCUUCUCAUCCACCGGGAGGAUUUUUUAUGCCUCCGAAAGUAUUACCUCACUCCUUGGGCAUCUUCCGAGCGAUCUCCUCAACAUGACGAUCUAUGACCUGGCAUACGAAGAGGAUCACUCAGAGCUUUACAACGUCCUACUGAAUCCUGCAGCUAUAACAGAUCCUCUGCAGAAUAAUCUCACAAGAGAAAAUCAAAUUCUCUUUUCGUGCCACCUGAAACGAGGAUCCAGUGAGAAUGAUAACCGUGAUGGACUCACCUAUGAGCUUGUUCAAUUUGUUGGCUAUUUCCGAACUGACGUCGACAUCGAGAAUAUGCUUCCAAAUGCACGGAAUUGCAUUUACCCAUCGGAUGCUGAUACAAGAUUAAUUUUUGUGGGAACAGGACGUUUGCAGACUCCUCAACUUAUUCGGGAGAUGUCCAUUGUGGAUUCAACAAAGAGCGAAUUCACCUCCAGGCAUAGUUUGGAGUGGAAAUUCCUCUUUCUCGACCACAGAGCUCCUCCCAUUAUUGGCUAUUUGCCCUUUGAAGUCCUCGGGACAUCAGGAUACGACUACUAUCACUUUGAUGAUCUCGAGAAGGUCAUAACCUGCCAUGAAGCAUUGAUGCAGAAAGGCGAAGGAACAUCCUGCUACUAUCGCUUCCUAACAAAAGGGCAGCAGUGGAUCUGGCUGCAGACACGCUUCUACAUAACGUACCACCAAUGGAAUUCAAAGCCCGAAUUUGUGGUUUGUACGCACAGGGUGGUAAGCUAUGCGGACGUGAUGAAGCAAUCCAGGAAUGGCGGAGAUGCCGAAAUGACGGAUUCCCUGGAGAAGGAUCUCGAAGAAGUCGAUGGGACGACAGAUCGACAAAUGCCAACCACGGCAAAUUCUCCGUGGAGCUCAAAAAGUUCCCGCAUGUCCAGAUUUGCCGUCACACCGGGUUCCCCGAGUGUUAAGAGUCGCCAAAGGUAUAACACCUACCACGGAACUGGGUCUGAUUCAUCCGUCUCAGCGGAAUCCCACACAAGCCGCCAUUCUCUUAUCACGCAGUACAGUUCUCGCUCUCGGUUGCGACAACAUUCCCACCCAUCGAAGACUACCCAAUCGCAGGGGAUACACCAGAUGACUCAAGCAUCUGGGCAGACGGCAUCGCAGAAUGUCCAUCAGCGACAGGUGCAGGCGCCACAGAUGAUGGGUCCAACAUUCCUAGAACCACCGCAGUACAUCACAGCCAUUCCUGUGCAGCCCGUACUGGCGCCGGCACCCUUCACAGCCGCCGCGACAGUCAUUCAACCCCUCCAGCCCACUGAACUCAUCCAUAGUGGCGUUGUGAUGACAUCCGCCCAGAGCCAGAUCCAGGAUCAACUGCAACGGAAACACGAGGAGUUGCAGCAUCUAAUUGUGCAGCAGCAGGAAGAGCUACGGAGGGUUUCAGAACAACUCCUCAUGGCUCGCUACGGGCUGCUUCCGUCGAUUGUGAACGUCACACUGGCCCCAUCGAGUGGGCCAUCCAAUCGUCAGUCCGUUAACAGCACUGUAACCCACCUGCACGCAACACCUGCACAGAACGCCGUUCCCAUGAUUGAGCAUCCUGAGCAAGAUGGGAGUAUGACAACAGAUCAGGGAGGUGGUGAGAUUGUGUCAUACAUGCAACUGAAUCCCGUUCCUUCGUCACACCUGCAGCAGCAGAAUCAGCAGCAACAUUCCGAUGCUGAGCCGCUGUCGUACCAGAUGCCAGAUCAGGGUCAGAUUAUGUUCGAUCCCGGGAAUCUCCGUUCUCCUUCAUCAGAGCCGCACAGUCAAUAGACAGAGGAGUGAGAGAAUAAAUCCGCAGGCCCGUGCAGGGAGAAAAAAAAAGUCUUGAAAUUAAAUUAAAAAAAAAGUGGAAGAAUUUAAUUAUUGCUGUGACAUGUCAGAGGAGAAUACAUUGAGCGAAGGUUAUCGCAUGGGUUAAGCAUGUGUUACGACCAAACACUCUAAAUUAAAUUACUAAGUCAAGUAGAUUUGUGUAUAGAGAGCAUCUCGCCCCGAAAACCAGAGGCGUGUGACGUCCUCAGCAUCUCAAACAGGGUAAAACGCUGUGAAAAAUAAAUCUUAAGUGUGACAAUAUGUCUUUUAUUUCCCAUCUCGGGGUUGGGGACAAAUCAAUUGAGAGGUCAGAGAGGCUUUAAACUGCGAUAGCGCACAAUUUGACUUUAUAAAAGAAAAUAUUACAUAUAUAUAACACUUAACAUACAUAAGUAGUACAAUUUCUGAAACGCAGAAGCACAUUUGGACUCCGCACGAACAAAACAGAUCAUGCCUUUAACUUCCUAAAUGCAUUCUGGAGGACACUAAACUCCAAGUUGAUGUUGUUCAUCAGAUUCGCAAUCUGUGGCUUGGAGUCGAGGAUAUCAACGCUCUGGGUGUAGGGGUUAUAGCGAACACCAAAAGGCCUCGGGAUUGUAUUGGCGUAUUUGCUACAAAGCACAGAAAAUUCAUUAAAAGGCUUCUUUUAGAAUUAUUGUUAAAGCAGGAAGCAGACUUACAUCAUUUUCUCCUUUGAAUCCUCAAAACUGUCGGCGAUGUAAUAAACCGGCUGGUACUCUGUAAUUGGGUACUUCUGCAGGCCGGUCUUCUCUGGAUCAAAUUCACGUACUUCAGGCUUGUCACUGAGGCAGUACUGCAGUUCACCGUAUGAUGAAAGCAGACCAGCUCCGUAGGCCUUAAGUUCAUCACCCUGCCUGCACAGGCCAAAUUCCACUGUGAACCAAAAGCACUGAAAAGAAAAACCAGAGACUUCAGUAAAAUCAUGAAGAGUCAGAACUUGUUCAGCUAACUGAGCUAGCUUUUCUGGUUAAGCCUUAUUAUUUAUUUAGCGUAGUAAAAGAGAAGGAUUUAUCAGAAAAAUCAACAGAGUGGCUUAAGCAGGCAACUUCAACUAAUCUGGGUUCUCCAACUAAGCAGGUUUCUUCAACUUAGCAGAAUUCUUUAACUAAACUGUUAACUCCAACAAAUUUCUUACCAAAAUUCUUCAACUUACCGUAGCUAGCUUCUCGAUGUAAUCAUCAGGAGCUCCAAGAGAAGCCAAUCCAAUUUCCUGGGAGAAUUGAGCGAAUUCUGGAUCACUGAAGAGCGGAGCAUGACCCAAGAGUUCAUGACAGACAUCUGGUUCAGGUGUGUAGAGAGGCUUGCUGGGAUGACGAAUAUAUUGCGUUGAGUGGAAGACACGGAAAGCAAGUCCAGCGAGAAAAUCACGAGAGGAGAGAAGACCAGCAACAGGACGUAGCGUAAAUCCUGUACAAUCUUUCAAGAAGUUCGAAACGUCCUCCAGUUGCGGGAUAUUGUCCUCGCGGUAGCCUAUUUAGGAAUGAAAAAAAAAUAUAGAAGAAACUGUUAAGUUUUUAAUAUUCUUCAGGUUUUAUUUAAUCUUCUUUAAAGAUUGUUUUUAAAAAAUAUUAAUUUUCAUAAUAAAUAAAAAAGUUAAUUUUGAACAAA